AUGUUGAAAACUCAUAUGCUUUUACUGCAUUAUUGGAAUGUUUCAUAUUUUCUAAAUGAAAAUCGAGAAUGGUUCGAAUACAUUCGAACAUAUUUGUACAUCUCAACGAUAAUUUAUAUAAUCGAGUAAGUUUGAUUUUUGGAAGAGAAAAAUUGGAUUCUGAAGAAUUAAUUCAAAUUUUUAACAAAAAAAACAAAUAUAGCUCACAAUUAAUUUCGCGUAAUGAACAAUAUUUUACAAGAAAACUGUUCAAAUUUUCAGUUGAGAUUUUAAUGGAAUCAAUUUCUAGUAGUGGGUAUAUUUUUCAAGUUCUGAAAAUUUUCAAUGGAAUUUUCAUUCAAAUAAACCAAGUCAGAACAAGAGUUCAAAAAAGUUCACUAGAGUCAAAAUUAGUCAAAAUUUAGUCGUGAAGAUUUCUGAGAAAACUAGAAAUUUUAACAAAAAACACGUGACCAAAUAAAAUUUUCAUUUUUUGCUCAUUGGCGUUGAAUCUUGGUUUAUUUUUCUAUGAGUCAAGUUCUGUAAGACAAAAAUUCAUGAUAUCAUAAGAAAUAAUUAAUUUUGUAAUCUCUCCAAAUGUUAUUGUUCGUAUGAUAUUGCAAAGAUUAACAUAUCUGAUCAUUAUUUUGCUAUUCAACAGAACAAUCAAAAAAAAAAUGUUCUCCAGCCGAACUCUUCUUUUUAACGCACUGAAAAUUGCAAGUCCAAUGUUUAAAAGCAGAAAAACAAACUCAUAGAUCGUAGACAUCUCAAAAAAUUAAAAUUGAACCCCAUGACUACAGUGUGUGAUUACAGUGUGUUCAAUAUGAUUUUCUACAUCUGGAUGGUUUUCAAAGCCAAACAAUUUCAUUACAAUUUUAAUUUGAUUGUUGGAUUCUUCCUAACAACUCACUUCAUUCACGAUAUUGCGAUCCUAACUCUUAGAUGUUCUAUGAUUAUUACAAAAGAUUUUAAUUCAAUUAACCCGAUGUUGAUAAAAUCAACAAUAAAUGUCUCGAUUUAUUCAAUGGGAGCAGGUAAAAAAAGAACCAAAAUAUUCAAAACAAAUACAAAUUUCAGCACUUUGUUGUCUACCAUUUUUCAUGCUUGAAAGAUGCUGUGCAACAUAUUAUUUAUCAGAUUACGAAGUCAAGAAACGUCAUCACAUUUCUUAUAUAAUCACAUUUUCCCAAUUUUCAAUAGGAUGUUUCACUUGUUUUUGUCUUCAAAAUGAGACAAACACGUGUAUUGUUGUUAGUGGAUUAGUUGGGUUAAAUGGCAUUGCUAUGAUAAUUCUGGUUAUGCUGAAAAUGUAUAAUAAUAAGGAGUAUAAAAGAUAUCACGAGGGAGUUAGUGAAUAUUCGUUGACUCAACGAUAUCAAAUUUCGGAGAACAUAAAAUCUCUUUCAAUGAUUACCAAAAUGAUUUUGUAUAUGGGGGUAAUGAAUUCAACUUUAGUUAUUGUUAUGAUGUUAUCGAGUUUUCAUUUAACUGAUGAAUUUCGAUUUAUAAGUGCACUUGCAAUGGAUAUUUGUAUUUUUAUUUAUGCGUGAGUAUAAAAAAAGGGAACGGAUUUUUGGAAAUCACUUUGAAAAAAAACGAGAAUGAUUUCACAGUGAGGAAGAUGGUCUUAAAACUAAAUGUUCACCUAAAAGACGCUUUUCGACCCGUAGUUUUCUAUUCUGAAAUUUCCAUUCGCUCCUCAAGGAUUAUGAAAAAGUUAAAAUUAUUUACCAAUAGUAAUUUUUAGAUACUCGAUUCCUCAAAUUAUGACAAUGUGUUCGGAUAAAUGGAAAUCACAACUUCGAAAAACUCUGCCAUGUUUCAACCGAAAACAAGCCAAACUUUCACCACUUCGAGAUACUUAUGGAUUCAAAAUGGAUCAAGAUCGAACAGUUGAAGAUCACUUCGAAUCCUUGAAAAGUUCUUGGGAACAUGAUCUUCAGAAAAAAGUACACCAGACUGUCUGA
This is a messenger RNA of Caenorhabditis angaria, 1949 nucleotides long. The record is from the annotation of a GenBank genome assembly. Lineage: Eukaryota; Metazoa; Nematoda; Chromadorea; Rhabditida; Rhabditidae.